Messenger RNA from Beta vulgaris subsp. vulgaris (sugar beet), 1555 nucleotides. RefSeq lists its product as hypothetical. Bases 187 to 1332 code for a protein of 381 amino acids. The transcript is spliced from 5 exons. NCBI's taxonomy places the organism in Eukaryota, Viridiplantae, Streptophyta, Magnoliopsida, Caryophyllales, Amaranthaceae. The record is from RefSeq and is a predicted model, not a curated record.
AAAAGCAACCUUUAAUUUGGUGGUUUGGUUCACCCGCUACUUCCUCCAAAUUUCAGAAAUGCCAUUCUCUAUCUCUCUCUCUCUUUUGGUGUUUUAAUAGUCUGCUAUUCAACAAUGACUCAAUGAGAACUGAGAGAAGUUGCUGAAGAUGGAACCUUAGAAAGAAUCUGCUUGUAAUUUAAGCAAAUGGGUACUGCUCAAUUUUCAAAAAGAUUCAUUCUUUUUGUUAAUCUUUUGCUGCUGCUCCUUUUUGUGCACUCUUCUGAUGUCGAUUUUGAGGAAAAGGGUGGUUUGAAGCUGAAUAGUCCCUUAAUAGCUAACAACAAUGACACAAAAGAUUCAGAUGAACAAAAGGGUGGGAUCAGAUUUGGGACUGAUUCUGUAGAAGUUACCCAAGUGAAGAAGGAAGAGAAAUUCGAAACUUCGAAUGAGGUUAUUCAGAAAGAUAUUGAUAGGAGCAAUAUCAGUGAGUCAUUACAGUCUAAAGAAGGUCAUGAUCAGAAAAUUCAUGAUGAUAGUAAAAAUAUGGAGUUGAAAUAUAAGGAUGAUGAGAGUGGCAACUUAGGAGGGUUGGGAGAAGGGUUUGGAUCGAAAAGCGAGCCUAAAAAGGAUGGCAAUGAAGAAUCAAAUGGCUCCUUGAUAGGAAUGGAGAAGGAUAAAUUUCGAGAUGAUGAAUGUGAUCCAUCUAGAAUGUGUGUUGACCAGAAGAAGAAUUUCACUGCCUGUUUGAGAGUUCCAGGCAAUGAUUCCCCGGAUCUCUCACUUCUGAUUCGGAAUAAAGGAUCAGAGCCUGUUAAUGUUACAAUUACAGCUCCUGAAUUUGUUCAGUUGGAGGAAGCAAAAGUUCAACUUCUACCCAAAGAAGACAAAAAGGUUAAGGUUACUGUGGCGUAUGAGGGACUAGAUAGCUUAAUAUUAUUGACGACAGAGGAUAGCCGCUGUACUCUGGACUUUAAGGAGUUAAUACCCCGCGAUUCCAUAAUAGAAACCCAUUAUUCUUUUACACUCAGAUAUAUCAGCAAUUUGACCCGAACUCACUGCAUAAUAUUCCUAACUCUGUGUGUAUUUUUCAUUUUUGUAUCUGCUUGGAUGUGUUCUGGCUUGUGUAAGAAAUUUUAUCAAGGGAACAUGUAUCAGACCAUCGAUAUGGAGUUACCCAUUUCACAAGUGUCGAAAAUUGGUCCCGAACUAAAUGAUGGUUGGGAUGAUAGUUGGGAUGAUCAUUGGGAUGACGAAGAGGCUCCCAAGUCACCAGCAUUGCCUGCUACGCCUAAUCUUUCGUCAAGGGGCCUUGCUUCUCGGCGACUUAACAAGGAAGGGUGGAAAGAUUAAUGUCUUUUUUGGUGGGCAUCUCUUAUAAUCUCUCUUGUUUUUAUGUAUAUCUUUUAUUUUCUUGGUGAUGAGAUAUGUGAUAAUUACGGAAUAGAAACUUGAGAUUGGUUUGAAGUAGGAGUUCUGUAUACAUUAGAUUUAUAGCAGCAAAAUUCUGUCUGUGUAACUGUAACCUUGUGCUUUAGAUAUCUAUUGAUUAUAACUCAAAAUAUUAGAGCUAAAA